This is a messenger RNA of Ectocarpus sp. CCAP 1310/34, 378 nucleotides long. The record is from the annotation of a GenBank genome assembly. Lineage: Eukaryota; Phaeophyceae; Ectocarpales; Ectocarpaceae.
AUGCGCAUGGAGGACAGCCGCCUCCCCAAGCGCAUGCUGUUGGGAGCGAUGGCGGGGGGCGUGGGAUACCGGGGCGGGCAGGAGAGCGACUGGGUGUCUCGUCUAGGAGCGGACCUCGUGGCCUUCAACACGGGAGACGAAAAGGAAGGGGGUAAAUGGAACGAGAGCGCCAAGGAUCCGGAGGUGUGGUACAACAAGGUCGAGGACAGGGCGGCAUGGUUCAUGAGGAAAUGGCACAGGCAGGAGGCGGAAGCGUCCGUGAAGCGCCAGAUCGCGAGGGAAGCAGAAGCAGAGAGUACGGCCAUCUCAGGACCGAAGAGAACGAGAGCCGGGGAGGCGGCGGUGGGGGCGACCGGGCACUGCUGUAGAAGCGAGUAG